CCGGCGACCCAGCUGGCGCCAGCAGCGCGCUCGGAAAACAGAAAGCCAAACCGGUCAUGGGAGGCUAGUUAAACGACUGUGGUACCACGCUUGUGAGUUCUGUUUUCUGGCGGAAACGUUGCGACACAUUACGCGGACGCCGCGGGAGUAUCACGACGGCCAGCCGGUAUUUUAAAAGAUGGGAGCGUACUUGUCGGAGCCGAUUACGAAGAAGGAGUCGAGCGACGAAAUUGGAAAGAAUGUCGCGUACGGUGCGAGCUCCAUGCAGGGCUGGCGGAUCAGUCAGGAGGAUGCUCACAAUUGUUGCAUAGAUUUCGAUGAGAACGUUUCAUUAUUCGCCGUAUACGACGGUCAUGGAGGACACGAGGUUGCUACGUAUUGCGCACGUAAUCUCCCUGAUUUUAUCAAACAGACAGAAGCUUAUAAAACAGGCGACAUUAGGCAAGCUUUAAUAGAUGCUUUUCUCGGUUUCGACGAAACUCUUACAAAACCGGAGGUAGUCAAUGUUCUCAAAGAGCUCGCAGGGACGUCCACAUCAGAGAAAAAGGAGAGUGACUUGAACGAAUCUGAUGAAGAAGAGAAUGUUAGUAAUCUGUGUAUGGAGGCAACAAUGCCAUUGGAGCAAGUAAUGGCAAAAUAUCAGUCAGAGGUGUCGAAUCCUCAUCUAAAAAAUCUGAAAGGCGAAAAAUGUGGUAAACGCGCAUUCGCGAGUCCUUUUUUGCGAGGUCGGAGAGGACGAGAGAAAGCAAGUGGUUCAUCCUCUGGCGCAGGAUGUUCAUCUUCACCGUCACCGCCACCAACAUCAUCAUCGUCUUCAUCGUCCGGUUGGAAUACGAACGAAACAGACGUAAGUAGUUCCAGCCAGCCGUGUGGAUCGGCUCUGUCUAGCACAGUGGAACGAAAAGAUUCCGAUGGUUCGGGAAGUAAUGAAGCUGAGCAAGUACUGGAUUCGACAACGAGCAACGGCAGCGCUCAUGCGUCUCCACCAGUGGUAUCUACUGAGGAUGUAGAAACUGCUAAAUCUAUGGAUAUGCCUGAUAGCUCUGAAGAUGUAAAAGAGAAAGUAUCGAGUCCAGGCAAGGCACCACCGUGCGCGGAGUCUAAUGCGAAUGAGGUGGAAGUUAAUGGCGCAGAAUCGAAGAGGAUCGGAGAUGCAGACAGCAGUAAAGGUGGAGGAGACAAUGUGUCGAGCAGUUCUUGUAUCCCUGUGGAAAACGGGGAUGCGGAUCAGCAAGAACGGAUAACUAGCAGUGGUCGAAGAAGAAUUCAGCCUGUGGAUCUUUAUCAAAGUCUACUGAAAAAGGACAGUGAUGAUUCUGAGGAAGACGAUGAUGAUGACGAAAAUGAUGAAACUUUUGAUGGUGUCCCUGAAAGGUAUAAUGACGGUGAUGAUACGGAAGAUGUUGAUGAGGAUGAAAGUGAUGAAGAUGACGAUGAUGAAGUAGAGGAGGAAGAUAUAGAUGAUUCUGAUGAUGAUACUGAUGAUCUCAUGGUGAACACUGAAAAGCCUGGUUCGGACAGUGGAUGCACAGCAGUUGUAGCGAUACUCAAGGAAAACGAAUUGUAUGUGGCUAAUGCUGGAGAUUCUCGGUGUGUUCUAUGCAGAGAUGGCCAGGCGAUCGAACUUAGCCUGGACCAUAAACCCGAAGACGCACCAGAAAUGGAACGUAUAGUAAAAGCAGGUGGAGAGGUGACAAACGACGGCAGAGUGAAUGGCGGCCUCAAUCUUUCCAGAGCGCUCGGUGAUCAUGCAUAUAAGCAAAAUAUGGUAUUACCACCCCAGGAACAAAUGAUCUCGGCUCUACCGGACAUAAGGCAUAUUACAAUCGAUCCAGAGAAAGACGAAUUUAUGAUACUAGCUUGCGAUGGCAUAUGGAACUUUAUGACCAGUCAAAACGUUGUUCAGUUCGUGCGCACCCGUUUAUCACAAAAUUAUGAAAACAUUUCGAAAAUCUGCGAAGAGCUCUUUGAUCAUUGUCUUGCACCGGAUACUCUUGGCGAUGGAACGGGCUGCGAUAACAUGACUGCCGUAAUAAUUAAAUUUACAUCACCGGCAACUGAAAUUGUUAAAAAUAAUACCAUUGCUGAGGUAUGUGUUACAAAGAAGCGAUCGGUUUCGCCAACUGCUGAGGAAACCAAUGAGUGUAUCCCGGGAGAAAACACAGUAAAUCCCUGCAAACGUGCUAAAACUGAGGCAGCUAUGUGAAUUAGGAAUCAUCACGCAUGAACUGAUCUCCGGGAGCGGACGAAUGAAUAUAUGAAUGAAAAGUAUCCUACGAUGUAGUAGGUAUGCAACACGAUACAUGUGGUCCCUUUAUUAAUUGUGGGAUUACGAAUAUCUCUCAUCUUUUAACACUAAGAUACACAAAAAUAAUAUAUAUACACACAUAUGUAUAUGCCGUGCCAGUGUAAUCACAGUCUGUUGUUUUACAUUCCACCUUCACUUAUCUAACAUCUUCGGAAAAAUUGAGCAAACUUAUCUUCUAUUAUUCUAUUAUAAAAUGAAAAACUGGUUUCCUAAUCACCAUACGAUCAAUAGAUAUUGAGUUACUCGUAUCAACAUCCGAAACACUCCGAUUCAGAUUGUCGCUCCGAUUUCGUCACAUAAGUGAAAGUGUAAAUUAGUAAAAAAAAUUAAUCACCGAUAUAUAUAUAUAUAUAUGCGAAUUACGGCAAUUAUACAGUGAAAUAAUAUACUUGGAAUGACACGCGCGCGCGCACACGUGUUAGUAGAAAAAAUUCAAAUUAAACUAGUUUAUUAAAAUUCA
Acromyrmex echinatior (Panamanian leafcutter ant) is the source of this 2768-nucleotide messenger RNA. Its product is annotated as protein phosphatase 1G. Gene Ontology annotation, molecular function: protein serine/threonine phosphatase activity; cation binding. Lineage: Eukaryota; Metazoa; Arthropoda; Insecta; Hymenoptera; Formicidae. The record is from RefSeq and is a predicted model, not a curated record. Gene Ontology annotation, biological process: protein dephosphorylation.